This is a messenger RNA of Ailuropoda melanoleuca (giant panda), 709 nucleotides long. RefSeq names its product chromobox protein homolog 3. The transcript has a single exon. Gene Ontology annotation, cellular component: nucleus. The record is from RefSeq and is a predicted model, not a curated record. NCBI's taxonomy places the organism in Eukaryota, Metazoa, Chordata, Mammalia, Carnivora, Ursidae. The coding region runs from base 121 to 708 and encodes 195 amino acids.
AUGUGGCCCCUCGGAUGUGGCUGGAGCUUGAGGCGCGCAGGGCUGGAGACGCUGCAGACCCCGCAGACCCGGAGCAGCUCGGAGGCGGUGAAUAAUAGCUCUUCAAGUCUGCAAUAAAAAAUGGCCUCCAAUAAAACUACAUUGCAAAAAAUGGGAAAGAAACAGAAUGGAAAGAGUAAAAAAGCAGAAGAGGCAGAGCCUGAAGAAUUUGUGGUGGAAAAAGUACUGGACCGACGUGUAGUGAAUGGGAAGGUGGAGUAUUUCCUGAAAUGGAAGGGAUUUACAGAUGCUGACAAUACUUGGGAACCUGAAGAAAAUUUAGAUUGUCCAGAGUUAAUUGAAGCAUUUCUUAAUUCUCAAAAAGCUGGUAAAGAAAAAGAUGGUACAAAAAGAAAAUCUUUAUCUGACAGUGAAUCUGAUGAUAGCAAAUCAAAGAAGAAAAGAGAUGCUGCUGAUAAACCAAGAGGCUUUGCCAGAGGUCUUGAUCCUGAACGAAUAAUUGGUGCCACAGACAGCACUGGAGAAUUAAUGUUUCUCAUGAAAUGGAAAGAUUCAGAUGAGGAAGACUUGGUGCUGGCAAAAGAGGCAAAUAUGAAGUGUCCUCAAAUUGUAAUUGCUUUUUAUGAAGAGAGACUAACUUGGCAUUCUUGUCCAGAAGAUGAAGCUCAAUAUUUGUUUGUGUUGCUUUUUAUAUAUAUAUACAUAUAAA